Molecule: messenger RNA, 6125 nt
Organism: Patella vulgata (common limpet)
Lineage: Eukaryota; Metazoa; Mollusca; Gastropoda; Patellidae
Product: microtubule-associated protein 1B
Exons: 4
Coding region: 53-3841 (1262 amino acids)
Biological process (GO): dendrite development; regulation of microtubule depolymerization; microtubule cytoskeleton organization
Cellular component (GO): microtubule; cytosol; synapse
Molecular function (GO): microtubule binding; actin binding
Source: RefSeq, a predicted model, not a curated record
GACAAGCACUUGUAUUCGCCGGUCAGCACUCGACUGUAAAGAUAGAAAGAGAAUGGCGACGGAAGGGUUUACAAAUUCCUCUCAAUUCGGGGAUGGAUCCUCGACCCCUAAAUCUGCAAUUUUUAUUGUUGUUGGAGAACCCUCAACGGAUGCACAUAGGGAUUUGAUUUUGGCCGAGAUAACAAAAGGUUUUAAAGGCUGGGACAAAGAGGUGACAGAAGUGGAUAUUAACGAUGAAUUAUCACAAAUUGCAAAUAGAGCUUCCCUUGGAGAGGAAGGGCCUAAUGCACAAUCCAAGGGAGGAGAGAGGCUUAUUCGACACAGUUCAGACAAUGUUGCCGUGGAGAUUCUUAUCAAUCCACAGACACAGAGUGUUACCAAUUCCUUAAAGAGCUUCCUUAUUUUACCAGUCCAACAUAAAUUCCUGCUGUUUGCUGGUCAUGCUUUCCAGGGAUCAGGUGAUUGGGUUUUACAGGAUGGCGUCUUCACAUUCAAGAAACUGACACAUAUUCUUAAUGAUACAGAAGUUGAAACAGCCCUGAAGCAACAGCAAGCAACGACGCUGACAAUGUACUGUUCAGCUGUCGGUGAUUGGAAUAGUAAUAUUUCCAAACAAGAAGCUUCGAAAGUAAUUACACUCAAUGUCAAUCCACCAGAGAAGUUGGAUAGCAUGCAUGGUGUUUUACAAUUCACAACCUACAUUGGAAGCUUUGUUAAAACUAGUAAUUUAACCGAUAUCUUGCCAGCUUCUGAUGUUAUUGGUAACAUUGGAUUUAAUAAACCUACUUUGUACAUAUUUCCUGGAUGCCAAGGAGAUUCUGCUCUCUUUGGAAUCAAGGGCUUUAAUUUGUUAGUUAACGCAGGUUUCAAUAGGAAGGCCUGUUUCUGGGACUUCACCCGUCAUUUAGAUAGAAUUGAUGCUGUCUUGCUCACCCAUUUAGGUACAGAUAAUUUAUUUGGUAUUAGUUCAGUAUUAAAACGAAAAUGUCUUGAAAGUGCCCAUCCUGAAAUAGGUUAUAUUUAUAUGAAUGCAAUUGAUCAAACUAAACCAAAUGGUAAUCCUAAAGAACCAAGCUUGUUGAUUAAUUUGGCCGAUGAGGGUAAUGAUAUUAUUGAAAUGUCGAAACAGUUAGGCGUAGUUCCACAUCCUUGUGUACGUGGUGAGAAAGCCCCUACACUUGAACCUGUAAAUUUAUACCAUAAAGUUGGCCACGGUUCACUAGACAUGUACAUACUCAAUCCAGUCCAAGAUAGUAAAGAACUAAAGGAAUUCUACCAACAAUGGACCAAGAAAUCUGCACAGUUUGGCACACACCAAGGAUUCCCAAUGCCUAAUAUGUUCUCUAUUUGUGCAUUAUUGGUGUGGAAACCUACAAAUCCCGAUGAGAAGAUAACCAGAGUAUUGUUUCCAGGAAAUGCCCCACAGCACAAAAUAAUUGAAGGUUUAGAAAAAGUGAAAACUAUUGAUGUAUUUAAACACCCAGUGUGCACAGGUAAAGAUUUGUUAAAACCUGCAGCUGGAGCAAAGAAAGGAACAUCUGCUUCUUCAGCCUCUCGAGUAUCUGCAAGAUCAGCUCCGGCAAAGGCAGCUGCUCCUGUCAAGAAAGAAACUGCAACAAAAGCUUCACCGACAAAAACUACACCAAGAUCUUCUCCUCCUAAAGCAACUAAAAAGGAUGAUAGUCCACGAAAGUCUCCUGUAAAAACAAAAAAUGUAGACAAAGAAAAAUCCGACAAGUCUAAGUCUUCUGCUUCGUCUAGUCCAUCUAAAGGAUCAGCUUCCUCUACAUCUCCAGCUAAAAAUGUCACCCCAGCAAUCACACCUGUGGAACCAGUUGCCCCAGUUAUUGCAGAACCGGAACCAAUUAUAAAUCAUGUUCCAGAUACUGCAGCCUUAAUUCCAGAACUAGCUGCUGGUAUCAAUGGAUCUCCUGAACCUCUCCCCAGUCCAGAACAAUACAAUGCGGCACCACUUGCUGCAGAUGUCCAACAAACCAAUGAUUACAAUAAACAACAACUUGCUGAUCUGGGAAUAUAUGAUGAAGAUGAUGAUGUGGGAUCUAUGCCCAUUGAUACACUGUCUGCACAACAGCAACAGCAAGGAUCAUCAGUUGAUGAAACAGAAGAGGAGAUUCCACAGAACCUACCAGAGCCUGUUGCUGUACCCAUGCAAGCACCAGUUGAACCAGAUCUCAUUCAGGAAGCUGCACCAGAGAAGGAGGUGUGUACCGAAGUUGAAAAUAACGUACUUGAUGAUUCUAUACAAUCAGAGCCAGACCUAGUUCCUCAUGGCGAGAACCAGGAGUAUGGAGACCCAGCUGUGGAUAUCCCGUCUUCACCAGAGCCUAAUUUUGAGGAUCAUGACUAUCCUGCUAUUCCACCAGGUAGAACAGCUCCUCUGCCUUCUUUUUCAAAUGAACCUGAUAUUGUACCAUCAGCAGAGUCGGUACAGCAGAAUAUUCAAUAUGGCAUUACUGAUGAUGCUAGUUUGAGAAGUAUGGGAGGAAUCAGAGAGGAAGAUGAGGAAGAAGCAGAAAGAGAAGAUCCCCAAAAUCAAGAUAAUGGCAUGGCACCACAGACCAUGGAAGAUCUUGGUAUUUAUGAGGAUGAUGAGGGUAGUCAAGAUGGUAAUGAUAAAGGGGAUCCGUCAUCUUUUGUUUAUGAAAAGGAUGUUGAUCUUGAAGAUGAAAAACGUGCUGCUGAUGUUAGAGAUGAAGGAAUCGAAAAUGACCAACAAGAAGAACUGGAUCAUCAGGAGGUAUCCAAUAUACCAGAGGCUUUUGAACGAGACCAUACUCCAUCUUUGGAAGAAACUGAAGCGGGUGAAGUAAAACAGAAUGGUAAUGGGGCACUUGCCACUCACGAUGAUGAAACAGAUUCUAUUGAUGGAGGAACCCCUGAGGUUGAAAAAGGUAUGUUAGAUAUGACAGGAAAAUUAGAAUCUCUACAAGAAGGAUUACCCAUUUCUCCUGCUGACCCAAACAAACCUUUCGAAUCUCUUGAAACAGAAGGCUUUAAUCCUUUCCAUGGCAUUGAUGGUGCUGCAUCUCAAAUUGUUGAUAAUGGUGCACAGAAGGUAGAAGAAUUUGAUCCGCUGAAACAAUGGGGUGAACCUAUGGGUUUACCUUCACCUCCCCCACCAGGUGCUGCUGCUACAGACAAAAAUGCAAAGCCAAAGCCCGCAGCUGCUAAGAAAACUGAUGUUAAAAAACCCUCUUCUGCUCCGGCCAAAAAGGCAACAUCAAGUGCUAGACCAUCUUCAGCCGCUAGUAAAACAAACGGUGUAGAUAAGAAAGCUGAUACAAAGAAGCCAGCUACCAGUGCAGCCGAUAAAAGGCCAGCUUCUAAAACAAGACCAGCAACAGCACCUGCUAAAACGGAAACCUCAAAGUUAGAUACAACAAAGACUAAAGCUGCCCCUGCCCGUAGACCUGCUACAGCAACUAGUCGAGCUUCUCCAGCUCCAGUCAAAUUACCUCCAUUACCCGCCCUCACACCUUUUUACGUAGAUCUUACAUAUGUUCCUAAUCAUGGAGAAUCCAACUAUUGUGAUGUAGAAUUUUUCAAACGUAUCAGAGCAAGACACUACGUGUUAAGCGCAUUGACUCCAAAUCCAGAAAUAUUAAAUGCAUUGUUGGAAGCCAAACCAACGUGGGACAACAAAGAUACAGAAGUAAUGGUUAUACCUACAUAUGAUAAUGAAACACUCAGACAUUGGAUGGGUUUGAACAAAGAAAAAUUAAGUCAGCUGAAGAUUGAUGUCGCGCCAUCCGCUAGUCGCUGUUUUAUUCAACUCCAGGACCACGAAGCCAACUGCUCUGCCUAUAGAUUAGAGUUCUAAAGCUUCUGGCUGUUAUAUUAUGUACAUGUAAUGUGAACAUGGAUGUGAGCUAGGGUUCGCCAUUUCAGACUGCACUCAAAACAUUUCGUAGUACACUGUUACCAUUUAAGUUUGAAUAUUGUAACACUUAGAAGAGAGAAUCUUUUGCAUGGGUUUUUGUGCUGAAAAAUCUUGUCUUUCGUGGGAAAAAAAAAACAUAGAUACAUUGAAGAAUGAGCAAGUCAAGUCUGAAAUGGUGAAUGCUUAUAAUUAUUCGAGGUGAUUGAGAUAGUAAAGUCUGGUUGAUAUUCAGUGUGCUUCUUUUUCAAUAUAUUCUCCAAUUCUCCAAUCACUAUCAUGGACAAAACAUAUUGUAAAUGUAUUUAUCCUUAAAGAAUAAAAACUCGCAGUAUAAUUAAUACCUGUACAAAACGAUUUACCAAUAUGUCACUGAACCUGUUUUAUCUUAAAAUAUUCAGUGAUAGUUGUAAAAUACAUGUAACUAUAUGAUUGCUUUUUACCUGGAUUAGAUUUAUUUUCCUAAUUUUAAAUUUGAACAAACUUAGAUGUAUUUUGUAGUCGUAUGAUCAUAAUUAACAAAUAUAUAGUUGAGUUCAGUUUGAUAUUUGAUAAUGCGUCAGUAUCAGCUUUGUAGAUUGUAUAUCAAUUAACUGUGAACUUGGUUGUUCAUCCUCAAAGUGCCCAAAAUUAGGAUAGUGUGCAAUAAGAUUUUUAUACAAUGUCCGGUCCACUUUUCAUAAUUCUUUGUUGACAACAACAAAGCUCCAGCAAAGGUUUAUGUGACAUACGUUAUACACGGACAUUUUAGUGCAACCACCCCCUCUCCGUGAUUUGGACCAACUUACUAGUUUCUAGUAUAAAAUGAAAUCAAAUGGUUGUAAGGGGCGUGGUUACUGGUAUUGUAAUAUUAAAAUUAAAAACAAAAUGGAAUAAGUUUUUAUAAGUAUUAAGUAGUGUACAAGUUUGACUUUUUGACUGUGAUGGAAUUUUUCUUUAUCAUGCAUAUUGCUAUUGUAUCAUUUCACGAAUUUUUAAUGACAUUCUUUGAAUAUGUAUAGAUAUUUAUUGUAGUUAGAUAACAUUUUCAUUUUGAUAAUAAUCUCCCUCACAUUAUUAUGUUUAUGAACAUUAUUAAGCAAUUGUUUUCAUCUGACAUUUGCGCUGCCAAAUUGUCUUUCAAGGGUCAUUAGUUUUUCGUUCAUUUUGGUCUUUGCAAUGCCCUGUAACAGUUUAUAGAUUCGUUGAUACACAUAUUAAUAGAAAGCCCAUUUGAAAUAAUAUGGCUAAUGUCUUGGUAGCACAAUGUAUUGUAUAAAGGUGAUCUCGUUCAUCAUUUACUAGUGCUAGUAAUAAGUAGAUUUAAAAUUCAGUUGAACAAUAAACGACAGUUACGGAAAUUGGGACAUGUACAUGUCCAUCCUUUUGAUGGUACUGUUGAUAUUAAUCAUAAGAGAAAUUAGAAUUAAAUUUUUUGCUUUCUAGUUUCUGAACCCCAUUUUCUUAAUCUUCAAGUAAUUGAAUUUCUAAGAUGCUAGUUGUCAAUUUUAAGGCAUUUAAUUGAAGUAAAACAGGCAUACAACAAAAUAUGUAUGUAAACCCAUUUUUAAUAUUAACUUUCAAUUAACAUACCUUAUAAUUGGUAUAGAAGGGAGAUUUUUACUUUUAUUUACGAUUGUAGUAUUUAUAUAAUUUUGAUUUACAAAAUAAAACUUCUGUGGAUUACGGUUUAUCUUUUUGUUUAGAGUGGUGAUACCUACUAGUAAUUUUAGAAUCUAGUAUUAAUUUAAUCUUAUUCUUUAUAAAUCCUGUGAUUUUAUUAUCCGGACUAUGUUUAUUUAUACCAAAUUGGCUAAGAAAUACAAUGUUUAUGAUCAGAUGGUGCUGUUUACUGUAAAAAAAACAAACCCAACAAUCCAAUUUCUGCGCAAGAAUAACGGUGUUUUGAGAAGCUUCGCCUAUAAGUGUGCAAAACAUAUAUUGGUGUGCUUCACAAUGAGCAAGAGUUGUUAAGUUAUUUAGUAACACUAUAUUAUUUGUCAUCUUCGUUUUUCGGAAUAAUUCAUGUUUCCCCCUCAUUGUACAUGUUGUAGAUUUUUUGUUUGUUUGUUUUACAAGUGUAUUUUUCUUUGUUAUUUUGAUACUUAUUGUGAAUUUAACUAAUUUUUUUUUUCUGAAUACAGCUUCUAAUGGCUGCCUUAUUGGUCUGUGGCCUUGUUUAUGUUUGCUCCCGAUCAAUGUUACGUUCAUAAAAUGCCACAAGAAAAUAAAUGCUUUUCACAAACGA